ACGGGCUGAGGGGUGAUACCCUGACAGACGUCAGCUGUGGCCUCACCAUCUACCAGCUUCUGUCCGCUUGUGAGCACUUCCAGGAGAUCAUCGCCUUGGACUACGCGGACCUGAACCGCCGGGAGCUGGAGAAGUGGCUGAAGAACGAAGCGGGAGCCUUCGACUGGAGGGUGGGGGGGGCUGAGAAAGAGGAGAAGCUGAGAAAGAAGUUGAGGCGGGUUCUGAAGUUUGAUGUGACCAAAGCCGUCCCCGCGGACCCCGUGUCCCUGCCUCCCGCCGACUGCAUCCUCUCCACCCUCUGCUUGGCCGCCUGCAAGGACCUGGCCACCUUCUGCAGCGCCCUGAGAAACAUCGGUGCCCUCGUGAAGCCAGGGGGGCACCUGGUGUUGGUGACCGUCCUCCGGGAAACCUACUACGCCUUCAACAAGCAGGUUUUCUCGUGCCUCCACCCGGAGAGAAACGUCAUGGAGGAAGCCGUGGAGGGCACCGGCUUCGACGCGAAGUUCAGCGAGGUCCAGCCGUACCUGCCCGGCGAUGUCCGCACAGACUGCGAAGCCGUGUUGAGCCUCGUGGCACGCAGGCGUGCCUCCGUCACCGGAUAG
Fulmarus glacialis (Northern fulmar) is the source of this 602-nucleotide messenger RNA. Its product is annotated as nicotinamide N-methyltransferase-like. Gene Ontology annotation, cellular component: cytosol. Gene Ontology annotation, molecular function: N-methyltransferase activity. The record is from RefSeq and is a predicted model, not a curated record. NCBI's taxonomy places the organism in Eukaryota, Metazoa, Chordata, Aves, Procellariiformes, Procellariidae.